Molecule: messenger RNA, 966 nt
Organism: Rhineura floridana
Lineage: Eukaryota; Metazoa; Chordata; Lepidosauria; Squamata; Rhineuridae
Product: olfactory receptor 6C76-like
Exons: 1
Coding region: 1-966 (321 amino acids)
Biological process (GO): G protein-coupled receptor signaling pathway
Cellular component (GO): membrane
Molecular function (GO): olfactory receptor activity; G protein-coupled receptor activity
Source: RefSeq, a predicted model, not a curated record
AUGGCAGAGAAUCAAACGGUCAUUACGGACUUCAUCCUGCUUGAUUUUCCAGAACUGAAUCAGCUGGAGCAUUUCAUGGGACUCUUCCUCCUUGCAUCCUACCUGCUCACCUUAUCUGGCAACAUCAUGAUAAUCAUGAUCAUCAUUCGUGAUCAUCAUCUACACACACCCAUGUAUUUCUUCUUAUGGAACCUUUCCUGCUUAGAGAUCCUAAUUACAACCACUGUAGUGACAAAAGUGCUGGUGAGCCUUUUACUAGGUUUCAAAACAAUUUCAUAUCCAGCUUGCAUUGCCCAGUGCUAUUUUUUCUUCUUGGUAAGUAGUGAUUUUCUCCUAUUAGCGGUCAUGUCAUAUGACCGCUACGUGGCCAUUUGUAAUCCAUUGCGCUACGCAGCUAUUAUGAGUACUCAGCUCUGUCUGUGGCUAGUUGUUGGAUCUUGUGCUGCUGGCUUUUUGGCUACCAUCCUCCCCACCAUCCUGGUUAUAAAUCUACCUUUUUGUCAUAGCAAUCAUAUCGAUCACUUUUUCUGUGACAGUCUGGCCUUGUUUAAAUUGGCUUGCACUGACACUAGCCUUGUAGAGCUAGUCAGUUUCUUCUCAUCCUUAACUGUCGUGGGAACCUUUAUUUUCACAGUGGUGUCCUACGCUUACAUAGUAAAAACCAUUAUCAAGAUCCCAUCUGCCUCUGGGCGUCACAAGGCAUUCUCCACCUGCUCCUCCCACUUCAUCAUUGUCAGUCUUGGCUAUGGCAGAUGCAUCUUCAUGUAUGUACGACCCUCAGGCAGCAACCCUUCAAUUAAUAAGGUUGUCUCUUUGAUCAAUACUGUGUUGACACCUUUACUGAGUCCGUUCAUCUUCAGUCUGAGAAAUCAGCAGGUGAAGGAUGCUGUCAAGGCAGUUUUUAGUAAGCAUGCAGUCUACUUCAGGAAUAACCCAAAGCUGGGAUAUGGGUUUUCAAAGAGAUGA